UACAAUGCUUUUGAGGUUAUAAUCUUGCACAAUAAUUCAAGACUUUGGACUUUGAACCACGUUUAAAGAGCUACGGAAAAAGAAUAAACGCUAUCAUUGACAUUCAGUAAAAGUAAUUGAGUAUAAUUGUACAUCUUUGUUAAAUAAGAAUGGCCCGUGUACUUGUAGGUGUAAAAAGAGUAAUAGAUUAUGCAGUGAAGAUUCGUGUGAAACCAGACAAGUCUGGAGUAGUUACGGAUGGCAUUAAACACUCGAUGAAUCCUUUUGACGAAAUAGCUAUAGAAGAAGCAGUCAGAAUGAAGGAAAAAAAGAUUGCUCAAGAAGUGAUAGCAGUUAGCUGUGGACCAGCUCAGUCCCAGGAUACAAUCAGGACUGCACUCGCCAUGGGUGCAGAUCGUGGAAUUCAUGUAGAAAUAUCUGGUCCUGAAUACCAGACAUUGCAACCCAUUCAUGUCUCAAAGAUGUUAGCAAAAUUGGCACAAGAAGAGAAAGUGGAUUUGGUGAUACUUGGCAAACAAGCCAUUGAUGAUGACAAUAAUCAGACUGCACAAAUGACUGCUGGUGUUUUAGAUUGGCCAGCUGGGACAUUUUGCAGCAAGGUUGAAAAUAAUAAUGGUGAAUUGACUGUUACACGUGAAAUUGAUGGUGGAUUAGAGGUAAUCAAAAUGAAAACUCCUGCAGUCUUGAGCGCCGAUCUUCGUUUGAAUGAACCGCGUUACGCGACUUUGCCGAAUAUUAUGAAGGCUAAGAAAAAACCUAUUAAGAAAGUUACUCCGAAAGAUCUUGGAGUAGACAUAACACCGAGAAUUGAAAUACUUUCGGUGGAAGAUCCACCAGUUAGGCAGGCUGGUGCUAUACUGCCGGACGUCGAUACUUUGAUAAGCAAAUUGAAAGAAAGUGGUCACAUCUAGUAGUCACAGCGUAAUUAUAAAAGGUAUAAUAAAAAUUUUUAAGCCUUGUUAUAUUUUAAUAAUUCUUUGUGUA
Messenger RNA from Camponotus floridanus (Florida carpenter ant), 984 nucleotides. It is a transcript of the gene Etfb, whose product is annotated as electron transfer flavoprotein subunit beta. Lineage: Eukaryota; Metazoa; Arthropoda; Insecta; Hymenoptera; Formicidae. Gene Ontology annotation, molecular function: electron transfer activity. The transcript has 3 exons. Bases 150 to 911 code for a protein of 253 amino acids. Gene Ontology annotation, cellular component: cytosol. The record is from RefSeq and is a predicted model, not a curated record.